Molecule: messenger RNA, 509 nt
Organism: Pimephales promelas (fathead minnow)
Lineage: Eukaryota; Metazoa; Chordata; Actinopteri; Cypriniformes; Leuciscidae
Gene: mrps21
Product: mitochondrial ribosomal protein S21
Biological process (GO): translation
Cellular component (GO): ribosome
Molecular function (GO): structural constituent of ribosome
Source: RefSeq, a predicted model, not a curated record
CACAAUUGAUGGUAACACGGAGGAAACAUGGCGAAUCAUCUUCGCUUCGUCGCUCGUACUGUCAUGGUCCAGAACGGCAAUGUCGAUGCUGCAUACGGCGCUCUGAGCAGAGUGCUGUCCUCAGACGGAAUAAUUGAAUCUGUGAAACGUAAAAGAUACUAUGAGAAACCCUGUCGUGAGCGACAGAGAAAGAGUUACGACAACUGUAAGAGAAUCUACAACGCUGAGAUGGCCCGCAAGUUAUCAUUCGUAGCAAGGUCACAAAGACAAGAUCCAUGGCUUGGAUGUUAAGAUGACAUAAACUGACUGUUCAUGUUGAGCACCAGAUGAGUCAUGCAUUGUGAUCUGCCUCAGAAGCAUCUUUGGUGUUUUACAAAGAUGAAGAUCCACGUGUCAAAAAGGUCUUUGCAGGACUGGUCUAUCAUCACCUUAUUUCUAUCUUGUGUUCUGAUAUUGUAGGCUAUAAACCAUUGUAUGUUUUUAUUAAUAAUAAAAAGCUUUAAAUCAUA